Messenger RNA from Penicillium soppii, 834 nucleotides. RefSeq lists its product as uncharacterized. Bases 1 to 834 code for a protein of 277 amino acids. The transcript has a single exon. The record is from RefSeq and is a predicted model, not a curated record. NCBI's taxonomy places the organism in Eukaryota, Fungi, Ascomycota, Eurotiomycetes, Eurotiales, Aspergillaceae.
AUGCGUUACGCACUUGUUGCUCCUGCCCUUCUGGCCAUUACUGCCCUUGCGGCUCCUGUCCCCAACCAGGACGAUGUCAUCGGCACACUCGGUGCUGCUGUGAAUGUUGGUGGCGCAGACACCACUGGGGUCUCUUCUAAGCGUGGCACUGAUGAUGUUAUUGGCACCCUUGGUGCUGCUGUCAAUGUUGGCGGCGGAAGCACUACUGGUGUUUCCUCCAAGCGUGACACCGACGAUGUCAUCAAGGACCUAGGUGCUGCUGUCAACGUUGGCGGUGCAGACACCACCGGCAUCGCUAAGCGCUCCGAGGAAGAUGUCAUUAAGGACUUAGGUGCUGCUGUCAAUGUUGGUGGCGCAGACACCACUGGCAUUUCUUCCAAGCGUGACACAGAUGAUGUGAUUAAUGACCUCGGCGCCGCUGUCAACGUUGGCGGUGAUAAGACCACCGGUAUCAGCCUCAAGCGCUCCGAGGACCUUACCAUCGACGACCUCACUGUCAACAACCUUGACGUCCCCCCCAAUGUCAGCAUCAAGAACAUCCCUCGCUCCGAAGAUUUAAGCGUGGAGGAUGUCGUCCCUCUCAAUGCCGGUAUUCCUACCAUUCUCCGCCGUGGCGAUGGAAUCGAUGAACAGGAGGAAGAAAGCAACAAGGGCAUACUAGGCCUCGGAGUUCUUGGUCUCAAGCGGGACAAUCCCCUGCUCGUCGACGGCGACGAAAACGAUAGUGACGGCUUGUUGGGUCUCGAUCUCCUGAAGCGGAAGGAGGAAACCUCUAUUGGAGGAGUUGGUGGCUUUGAUAUCGGAACCCCGGUCCUCGAUGCUGCUAACAUUUGA